AUGGCGUCCCCAGGCCAAACACAGGGCUCAGCGCCCACAACACAACCUCUCACGCCACCCGCUGAAUCCUCCGCCGCGAACGGGGCCCCCGCGCCCGCCGCAACAAGCUCCCAACCCCAUGUCCCAGCGGCAGGCCCUUCAACCACAGCACCACAACCGCCAGCAGUCCCUGGCAUAUCAACUCAAGACAGCGGAAAAACGCGACGGCCACGGGACGUGCGGCUGGUCCACAUGCUCCUCGCUUCACUCGGCGUAACCUCCUACCAGGACCGGGUGCCUCUCCAAUUACUCGACUUCGCCUACCGCUACACUGCCAAUGUGCUACAAGACUCCGUGCAUCUCGCGACGGAAGGAUAUGCCGCGGCAACAGACGGUACAGCGGGGACAAAGGGCUCCGCUGAAGUGAAUAGUGUUUCUCUGCCCGCAUUGCGAUUGGCCAUUGCUUCCCGCUUGCACUUCCAGUUCCAGACAGGUUUGCCGAAGGAGUUCCUCAUGGAGGUCGCGUCGGAGAGGAAUCGGAUCGCUUUGCCGGGUGUAUCCCGAGGCUUCGAUCCUGCUGCUGGCGCUAAUGGCGCUGCUCCUGCGGCGAACCAGAGUGUUGCUAUUGGUGGUAUGCGCUUGCCUCCUGAGCGCUUCUGCCUUACUGGACUGGGGUGGGAUAUGAAGGAUGAAUGGGAUAGUGAGGGCGAGGAAGAUGAUAUGCCUGAUGUGAUGCAGCAGCCUGGGGCUGGGAUGGGUGUUGGUGGUGAUGGGGCUGAAGAUAAUGAAGACGAGGAUGAUAAUGAUGGCAAGAUGGAGGAUCUCUUCGGCGAAGAUACCACUAUGGGCGAGGCAGGCGAUGGAGAUGAAGACCGAAACAUGACUGAUGUUUAA
Molecule: messenger RNA, 873 nt
Organism: Penicillium mononematosum
Lineage: Eukaryota; Fungi; Ascomycota; Eurotiomycetes; Eurotiales; Aspergillaceae
Product: putative transcription initiation factor TFIID, 31kD subunit
Exons: 1
Coding region: 1-873 (290 amino acids)
Biological process (GO): DNA-templated transcription initiation; RNA polymerase II preinitiation complex assembly
Cellular component (GO): transcription factor TFIID complex; SAGA complex
Molecular function (GO): RNA polymerase II general transcription initiation factor activity; transcription coactivator activity; protein heterodimerization activity
Source: RefSeq, a predicted model, not a curated record